Messenger RNA from Saccostrea cuccullata (small rock oyster), 1087 nucleotides. RefSeq lists its product as uncharacterized. The record is from RefSeq and is a predicted model, not a curated record. Gene Ontology annotation, cellular component: cytoplasm. Bases 221 to 1087 code for a protein of 288 amino acids. The transcript has 3 exons. Gene Ontology annotation, biological process: regulation of translational initiation. NCBI's taxonomy places the organism in Eukaryota, Metazoa, Mollusca, Bivalvia, Ostreida, Ostreidae.
UGUAGACAACCACAAAUUUCUGAGAGGAAAGUUUUUACCUAAAAACUUGAAAUCAUCGAAAAUCAGAAGCCCAAAAAAUGCAGCAACUUUAAUUAGGAUAAUGAGUUAAGUAUUGUGUGACAACCUAUAGAAGAAAUAUAACGCUAAACAUCGGGAAAACCUUCUGUGUAUUUUCGGUAAGUCAAUGGUAUUUACCUGGUGAGCGAUACUCAUUCUGUUUAUGAACAUACAUUUAACAAUGUCGGAUAUCUCCAAGAAACGGGCACUAGAUAAAAUGGACAGUACUGACGAGAGUAUGGAGCAAGGUGAUCAAAGUAAUCAGAAACCGGAAGAUUUUCAGUUAAGGGAUAUAAUGCAGGGCAUUGCAAGUAUUCAGACUACUUUGGCGAAUUUUAUGUUACGGCUCGAUGGACAAGGUCGACACUUAGAUGAAAUUACGAAAGAAAUCAGAGCAAAAAAUGGCAUUCAAGAAAGACUUGAAACUGUUCAAGAACAGGCUAAUGACACAAUAUACCUUGUGACAGAACUACAGGAUAACCAGAAAAAAAUGGAACGUGAAAUGAACAGACUCAAAGAUUAUGUAAUUCGUCUUGAAUACCGUGUAAAUUCACAAAGUAACCAAAUAGUUGAUCUCAAGCUUAUCUUUACCCAGAGUAAUUCAAUCUACAGAGAGAAAGUAGGAUCUCUUCCAACGGCAGAUGAGGUGAUUUCCAGCGACGCAGUCAAGAUUACCGUUAACCCUGGAAAGUCAAUUGAGGACAACGGAAACCGGUUUAUGGCGCAUUCCACCCAAGUCGAUUCCUAUAAACAGAUUAAACGAUCAUUAGUGGAAAUCAUGCGUAUCGAAACCGUACCCAGCGCGAGCCAUAACGUUUAUGCUUAUCGCUUCACAAGCAGUGAUGGGAUAAUCCAUGAAGGAUCAAAUGAUGACGGGGAGCAUGGUGCGGGAAGGUUACUUUUAAAAAUGCUUGCCGAAAACGAAGUUAACAACGUACUGGUGGUUGUCUCUCGAUGGCAUGGAAACAAUAUUGGACCUCGUCGAUUUUCCCAUAUCAAAGAAGCAGGUCUUAGUGCGGAAUUAAUGUGA